Molecule: messenger RNA, 546 nt
Organism: Candidula unifasciata
Lineage: Eukaryota; Metazoa; Mollusca; Gastropoda; Stylommatophora; Geomitridae
Source: the annotation of a GenBank genome assembly
AUGUGGUGUGUAUGUGAUAAUGCCGGAUUGAUGGGGUGUGUAUGCGCUAAUGCUGUAUUGAUGUGGUGUGUAUGUGAUAAUGCUGGAUUGAUGUGGUGUGUAUGUGAUAAUGCUGUAUUGAUGUGGUGUGUAUGUGAUAAUGCUGGAUUGAUGUGGUGUGUAUGUGAUAAUGCUGUAUUGAUGUGGUGUGUAUGUGAUAAUGCUGUAUUGAUGUGGUGUGUAUGUGCUAAUGCUGUAUUGAUGUGGUGUGUAUGUGCUAAUUCUGUAUUGAUGUGGUGUGUAUGUGAUAAUGCUGUAUUGUUGUGGUGUGUAUGUGCUAAUGCUGUAUUGAUGUGGUGUGUAUGUGAUAAUGCUGUAUUGAUGUGGUGUGUAUGUGAUAAUGCUGUAUUGAUGUGGUGUGUAUGUGAUAAUGCUGUAUUGAUUUGGUGUGUAUGUGUUAAUGCUGUAUUGAUGUGGUGUGUAUGUGAUAAUGCUGUAUUGAUGUGGUGUGUAUGUGAUAAUGCUGUAUUGAUGUGGUGUGUAUGCGCUAAUGCUGUAUUGAUGUAG